Molecule: messenger RNA, 836 nt
Organism: Sinocyclocheilus grahami
Lineage: Eukaryota; Metazoa; Chordata; Actinopteri; Cypriniformes; Cyprinidae
Exons: 5
Coding region: 56-829 (257 amino acids)
Cellular component (GO): membrane
Source: RefSeq, a predicted model, not a curated record
GAUCUGACACUCUUCUGCUGGGAUUGGGCUCUUCUGGAAACUGGACUUUAGAGAAAUGAUGCUCAUCUUUGGACUGAUGCUGCUGCUGCGGCAAACUGCUGCAUGUCUGGAUCGGUUCUGCAGGUUUGAUCAGUCUGAUCCCUGUUACGCAGCUUUGGGACACAAACUCAAUCUGCUGAUGGUGCUGGACGCUAGUAAAUAUUACCGGGAGUUACGUAAGAGGAUGGACAACACAGCAGAUUAUCCAGUUUGUCUAUUAAUUAAUGACAUGAUGAGAAAUUGUGAUCUUUAUAAUAACAGACCUGAAGUGACCGUCAUUAAUGGGACUCUGAUAAUAAACCGUGUGAACAGUGCAGAUUCAGGGAAUUACAAAUUAUAUUUCCCUGACUCAUGGUACUCAGAAGAUCUUCAAGUGAUUGUUGAAGCUCCUAUUGGCUCAGUGGAAGUGUCAAUCAUCUGCUCCUCCAGUGGGGUGAUGAGGGUGUCCUGCUCCUCUGAGGGGGAUCAGCUCCUCUACAGCUGGACUCUGAAUGGAGAUCCACUGAUGGAUGGAAACAGCAGCAUUGAUCUGGAUGAGGGAACUGAUGGAAACAUCAGCUGCAGCGUGAAGAACCACGUCAGUCACGCACAGAACACCACUAGACUCAAACCCUGUCCUGCGUCUGUGGUGUUUGUGCUGGUCUGGUGUCUUCAGCUGAUGGUUCUGUUGGGUCUGUUAGGAGGUUUUCACAUCUACAUGAGACACACGUCAGGAAAGAAGCAGGAAGAUCAGAAAGUGAGGAUGAGAAGAUUUAGAGAAGCACCUGAACACACAGAAGAAGAUUCAUGAGAGAAGC